GCAGGACACUUUUCUUCCCCGAACACAAUAGACGUGGCGGCUGGAGCUCCUCAAGACAGUGGCGGAGGAAAGGUCUACGUCUUCAGAAUUGAAGGAACUGCUCUUGUGAAGAUCUUUCAAGCCUCAGGGAAAAUGUUGACCUGAACGCGGACGGACUGUCGGACUUGCUGGUGGGAGCACCAAUGCACAGCGAGAUCCGGGACGAAGGCCAGGUUUCUGUUUACCUCAGCAGUGGCAACGGAGUAAUGGAGGAAGUUGCGAUACUGAAUGGUGAUAAUGCAUAUAACGCUCAUUUUGGAGAGUGCAUCACGUCUCUCGGGGACAUCGAUGACGAUGGCUAUCAAGAUGUGGCAAUUGGAGCUCCUGAAGAGGAUGACUAUGGGGGAGCUGUUUACAUCUACCAUGGAGAUGCCAGAGGAAUAGUUAACAAGUACUCGAUGAGAUUGUCUGGACGGAGCAUCAACCCCACCCUCCAAAUGUUCGGCCAGUCAAUAUCCGGCAAUGUGGACAUGGAUGGAAACGGAUAUCCAGAUGUGACGAUCGGUGCAUUCAUGGCUGACAGUGUGGUCUUGUUAAGGUCGAGGCCAGUGAUCUCUGUGGAUGUGUCCAUCUUUCUGCCCGUCUCUAUAAACAUCACAGUCCCGCAGUGUCACGAGGGCCCUCAGCAUCUCAACUGCUUCAACGUCACCGUCUGCAUGAGCUUCAGAGGAAAACAUGUUCCUGGACACAUCGAGUUGCUGUACAAUCUAACAGCAGAUUCGGAUAAGAGACACAAAGGGCUGCCACCGCGGGCAUAUUUUGGAAACGGUGGCGAGCAAACAGGUGUUGUAAGUCAGAGAUUCAACCUGGAGAUCCACCGACAGCAGUGCCAUCAGUACACAGCCUUUGUACGGAAAGAAGUGAAAGAUGUGUUUGCCGCCAUUGUGUUUGAGGCAGCCUAUAGUUUAGGAAAACACAUUGUUGAUGAACAUCAGGACCGUGAUCUUCCCCCUCUGUCUCCUAUAUUACGCUGGAAAAAAGGAGAGAAGAUCGCAGCGAAAAACGAGACGUGGUUUGAGAAAAACUGUCUAUCAGAUGACUGCGCCGCUGACCUCCAGCUUCAUGGGAAACUGCUGCUGUCUGGGCGUUACAUCAGUUCUCAUCUGGCUCUUGGUGGAGUCAAAAAUGUCUCAUUAAAUCUGACCAUCUCUAACGCUGGAGACGACGCUUAUGACACCAACAUUUACUUCAACUUCUCCAAAGAGGUUCAUUAUAUCAACUUCCUGCAAAGAGAAGAAAAGGGCAUUUCCUGUAUGCUGGUAGAGCUGGACUUCCUCAAGUGUAGCGUUGGCUUUCCUUUCAUGAGGGCACAAACCAAGUACCAUAUAUCGGCACUUUUUGACACGAGUCGUCUGUCCGGUGAAAACGAAACGCUGUUGUUUUUGGUGCACGCUAGAAGUGCCAAUCCAGAACAUGACAACACUCUUCAUGAUAACACAUUGGAGUUGUCAAUUCCGCUGGUACAUGAAGUGGACACAACAAUCACAGGUGUGGUCAACCCUACAUCUUUUGUGUAUGGAAACUCAGUAGACCGAUCGCGCUUCGUCCAGCUGGAGGACAUGGAGUGCAGCUUUCAACCGCUUAACUUCACUUUUCAGGUGAUAAACAAUGGACCCAGCAGACUUCCAGGCUCCAGGGUGGACAUCAGGAUCCCCCACCGGCUGGCUGGCAGCGGACCCGAAAUGUUCCAUAUCAUUGACACACAAGUGUCAGACGCUCGAGGGAACUGUACAUGGCACAGAAACCCCAAACCCUGCACAAUCCCGCAGGACAAAGAGAGCAUCUUCCACACCAUCUUCGCCUUCUUCACCAAAUCUGGCAGAAAAGUUCUGGACUGCGAUCGGCCCGGUCGAGCAUGUUUGACUAUUUCCUGCAGUCUCGGCUCUCAGGCUAAAGAAGAAGCCACAAGUAUAGAUGUGCAAAUGCUACUGAACACUGAAAUACUGCAGAGGGACAGCUCCUCUGUGAUCCAGUUUGUGACUCGAGGUCACGUCCAGCUGGACGACAGGACCGUGGAGGUCUCAAGCGGACUUCCAGAUGAUAUUUCUCUGGUGAUGGAGGCUCUGCACAGUCAGGAGCCGCGGGGUUAUGUGGUGGGCUGGAUCAUCGCCAUCAGUCUGCUGGUGGGAAUCCUCAUCUUUCUGCUGCUGGCGGUGCUGCUCUGGAAGAUGGGAUUCUUCAGGAGGCAUUACCGAGAGAUCAUAGAAGCGGAAAAGAACAGGAAGGACAGCGAUGAAAGCUGGGAUUGGGUCCAGAAGAGCCAAUGAGAGCUUGGAUUGGGUUCAGAAAAUCCAAUAAGCUGCUACCUUCACCAUGGCCCUCCAGCCUUCCAUAUGUGGAAGAAAAGAAUAUUCUCCCGAUUUUCCGGAGGUUUGACACUUUUUUUUUUAUUUUCUGUUGUUGUUGUUUGGUUGACGUUUGGAAGAGACAAAAAAGACUCACAGUGGAUUCCAUUGCUCCCAAUGGGAAAAGCCUCUCGCCGAUGGGUCUGAAGAGACGGAAAGAGAGAUUUCCUGGAACGGAUGUGGAUAUUGUGUCAAUACUAGCAGACAAUUACAACCCUCAGGGCGCUGUUGAAAAAGCAAAAAAUCUAUUUUUUAUAAAAUGUAUUCCAUACUGUAUAGGAGAAGAGAGCUUCAAGAGAUGUUUUCAAAGCACUGAUGACUAAAGAGCGGACGUUAUUCCUGGGUGCUUUUCAGAUCAACACAAACUGCACCUCUUUGUCCUCUGUUCAUUCACAGAGAAUGCAAAGCAAAGGUCCUUCAGUUGGGAAACUCUUGAGUUACUUUGGAGUGUUUGCAUGACUUCAACUAGAACAUUUACGAUGGUCGUUUACACAAUGGCAUCGUCUUGGGGACCUGACAAUGGGUUUUUGAACAUCUAAAUAUUGUCUUUAGUACAUGGUUAAAGGAACACUCCUGAGUUGAGUUUGGCCAUUUUUGAAUUCAUUCAGCCAAACUUCAGGUCUGUCGGGAGCACUUUUAGCUUAGCUUAGCAUAGAUGUUUGAAUCGAAUUAGACCGUUAGCAUCAAGACUUUCAAUGAUCUUCCUAUUUAAAGCUUGGCUCUUGUGUAGUUACAUCAUGUACUAAGACAGAAUAUGAAAAGAUGUUAUUUUCUAGGCUAAUAUGGCCAGAAACUAUAUUCAUUCUGACGUAAUGAUAAAAAAACUGCAUCAAAUUAUUGCGAUAUCAAAUAUGAAAGUUCCUUGAUUGAGUGAUCUGCAGAAAUCCCAACUUGGGAAAAGUUAUUUCCAGGUGAUUUGCGGGAGGUUGCAGGAGUUUUGGGGGAGCGGGGAUGGAGUGGUUGGUGCAUCACGUAUUUAAAGAACGUGGGGCGGGGGGAUUGGAGGGGGAUGUGUGCAACGUAUUUGAAUACCCUGGGAGGGAUGCAGUGGAGAGGGGUGCAUGACAUAUUCGAGGACUGGGAAAAGCGCGAUUUCCGAGAGAUUAUUGUUCAUAUGUGGGCGCCCGGAAGUCUCUGUGCAUAUACGGAAGACUUCCAGAAGACUUGGGAUUGUCUGGAUCUGUGCUACGCUGUGCUAAAAGUGCUUUGCCAGACAUGAAAAUCAGGUGAAUAAAUUAAAAAUGGUUAAACUCAGCUGUUUAACUAUGGAGAGCUGUAAAAUGAACCUAUUACUAAAUUAGAGUGUUUCUUUAAAUCAGGGGUCACCAAUCUCGGCCCUGGAGGGCCGGUGUCCCUGCAGGGUUUAGCUCCAACUUGCCGAAACACACCUGCCUGGAUGUUUCAAGUAUACCUAGUAAGACCUUGAUUAGCUUGUUCAGGUGAGUUUGAUUAGAAAAUCUGUAGGGCACCGGCCCUCCAGGAACAAGUUUGGUGACCACUGCUUUAAAUAGAAAACUAGUCAAUUUUGAACCACAUGCUAAUGGUCUAAUCUGAUUCAAUGGCUGAGCUAAAAGCGCUCCCACCAGACUCGUAGAUCGGCUGAAUGGAUUCAAAAAUGGUUCAACUCAGCUGUUUAACUCUAUGGGGAGCUGUAAAAUGAGCUUAUUACUAAAGUAAAGGUGUUCUUUUAAAUAGGAAAGUUAUUAAAAUUGGUCAUUGGUCAGAGCGAUACCCUAAUGGUCUAAUCUGAAUCAGUGAUCUCUGCUAAGGUAAGUUAAGCUAAAAGCGCUCCCGCUAGAUUCAAAACUGGUAAAACUCAGCUGUUUAACUCUAUGGGGAGCUGUAAAAUGACCCAUUGCUAAAAAAAUAAAAUAAAAUAAGUGGACCAUUUCUAUAAAUGGCAAAGUUAUUGAAUAUGAUCCAAUCUGAUUAAUUGAUCUGUGCUAAGAUAAAAGUGCUCCCGCUGGACCCAGAGAUUACCUGAAUGGAAAAAAAAGAAGUAAAACUCAGCAGUUUUAUUCUAGGGGAGCUGUAAAAUGAGCAUCUUACUAAACUAGUGGAGUGUUCCUUUGAAUAGGAAAGUUAUUGAAACUGGUUAUUUUUGAGUGAUGUGCUAAUGGUCUAAUCUUAUUUAAUGAUCUAUGCUAAGUUAAGCUAAAAGACCCGAAGAUUGGCCAUAUGGUUCAAAAAAUGAUUAAACUCAGCUGUUUAACUCUAGGGAGAGCUGUAAAAUUAUUAAAAUAUUAAUAAAAUAAAGGUGUUCCUUUAAAUAGGAAAAUUAUUGAAACUGGUCAAUUUUGAGCAAGAUGCUAAUGGUCUAAUUUGAUUUAAUAAUCUAUGCUAAGCUAAGCUAAAAGACCCAAAGAUUGGCUGUAUGGUUUAAAAAAUGGUUAAACUCAGCUGUUUAACUCAAGGGAGAGCUGUAAAAUGAGCCUGUUACUAAAAUAAAGGUGUUUCUUUGAAUAGCAAACUUAUUAAAACUUGUCAAUUUUGAGCAAGAUGCUAAUGGUCUAAUCUGAUUCAAUUAUCUAUGCUAAGCAAAGCUAAAAGUACUCCCACCAGACCCAAAGAUCGGAUGAAUGGAUUAAAAAAUGGUUAAACUCAGCUGUUUUACUCCAUAGAGAGCUGUAAAAUGAGCCUAUUACUAAAAUAAAGGUGUUAUUUUAAAAAGAAAAAUUAUCAAAACUACUAAAUUUUGAGCAAGAUGCUAAUGGAUUCAAUGAUAGAUGCUAAGCUAAGCUAAAAGACCCAAAGAUUGGCUGUAUGGUUUAAAAAAUGGUUGAACUCAGCUUUUAAACUCUAGGGAGAGCUGUAAAAUGAGCCUAUUACUAAAAUAAUGGUGUCCUUUAAAUAGGAAAGUUAUUAAAAGUAGUCACAUUUUGAGCAAGAUGCUAAUAGUCUAAUCUGAUUCACAGAUCUAUGUUAAGCUAAGCUAAAAGUACCCCCACCAGACCCAAAGAUCGGCUGAAUGGAUUAAAAAAAUGGCUAAACUCAGCUGUUUUACUCUAUAGAGAGCUGUAAAAUGAGCCUAUUACUAAAAUAAAGGUGUUCCUUCAAAUAGGAAAGUUAUUGAAAGUAGUCAAUUUUGAGCAAGAUGCUAAUGGUCUAAUCUGAUUCAAUGAUCUAUGCUAAGCUAAGCUAAAAGUGCUACCGCCAGACCCGAAGAUUGGCUGAAUGGAUUUAAAAAAUGGUAAAACUCAAUUAAACUAUUACUAAAAUAAAGGUGUUAUUUUAAAAAGACAAGUUAUCAAAACUACUAAAUUUUGAGCAAGAUGCUAAUGGAUUCAAUGAUAGAUGCUAAGCUAAGCUAAAAGACCCAAAGAUUGGCUGUAUGGUUUAAAAAAUGGUUGAACUCAGCUUUUAAACUCUAGGGAGAGCUGUAAAAUGAGCCUAUUACUAAAAUAAUGGUGUCCUUUAAAUAGGAAAGUUAUUAAAAGUAGUCACAUUUUGAGCAAGAUGCUAAUAGUCUAAUCUGAUUCACAGAUCUAUGUUAAGCUAAGCUAAAAGUACUCCCACCAGACCCAAAGAUCGGCUGAAUGGAUAAAAAAAAUGGUUAAACUCAGCUGUUUUACUCUAUAGAGAGCUGUAAAAUUAGCCUAUUACUAAAAUAAAGGUGUUCCUUCAAAUAGGAAAGUUAUUAAAAGUAGUCACAUUUUGAGCAAGAUGCUAAUGGUCUAAUCUGAUUCAAUGAUCUAUGCUAAGCUAAGCUAAAAGUGCUACCGCCAGACCCGAAGAUUGGCUGAAUGGAUUUAAAAAAUGGUAAAACUCAAAUGUUUUUUUACUCUAGGGGGAGCUAUUUCCAAAACAAGUGUUGCUUUUAUAUGUCAAUGUACCUUGAAUGUCAUGUGGAUGAACAGUUAUUGCAAAAAAACAAAAACAGACGUCAUUGUAACUGCUCGAGGUGUUCAUUUCAGUCCAGUUGUGCUAAAAAAAAAACACAUUCUUAGCUCAAACACAUUUUGUUCAUUAUAUGUGAAAUUCACAGCUUGGAGCAUUAUUUGUACCGCACUGGAUAUUGACCCACUGAAAGAUGCACGUUAUUUCACCUUCAUAACCUUCCACCAAAAACAUAUGACCUUUUUACCUUAUUUUCCAAACUACCUAUCAGAUAUCUCCACAAUCUUACUCCAUUCAUAACCAGCGAAAUCAAAUCCUCUCAGAAAUGUCGCAAUUAGUUUGACUUCAGGAUGUCAAGAUAAACACUCAUCUGCAGAACGUUAUAUAAGAGACACAUUCCAAGUCGGCUCACUAAUAAAACACUUUAAAUCUGCCAAAUAUUCUGCAAACAUUCGGACUGGAUUUACAAGCAUGUUCUGCAUAUUUUCUUCUACAGUAAACAUGACGUAUUACUGUGUGUCUCCUGUUUUUUAAACACAUUUCUUUUUUUUUUUUUGAAGACUGCAUAGACCCAGGUUUUACCCAGACUAAAAUAGAUGAGAAUGUGCAGUAUUCAUCACUGAAGCUGAUGGGAACAGCUUGUUUUAAGUCAACAUUUUGGACGUCACAAACAUUCUGCUUCAACACUCAAACCGAGCUUGAAAAUAGUAGGCUUCUUAGGUUUACUGAUUAAACUUGGUUGCAUGUUUUUCUACAUAAGGGGUUACCAAUCUCGGUGUCCAUGCGGGGUUUAGCUUCAACUUGCCUCACCACACCUGCCUGGAUGUUUCAAGUAUACCUAGUAAGACCUUGAUUAGCUUAUUUAGAUAUGUUUGAUUAGGGUUGGUGCUAAAAUCUGCAGUACACCGACCCUCCUGGAGUAAAUUUGGUGACCCCUGAUCUCUCAUUUUGGGAGGGUUUGUUUGAAAAUGAAAUUUUCAUCGGCCUUUAUCAAUUGGAUAUUACAUGAUUUCCUAAGAAAAACGUAUGGUUUAUUUGAUUAAUAAUCUUUCCCAGUACUGGGUUGCAGCUGGAAGGACAUCCACUGUGUAAAACACAUGCUGGAAUAGUUGGCGGUUAAUUCCGCUGUGGCAACACCUGAUUAAUAAGGGACUGAGCUGAAGGUAAAUGAUAGAUCCAUAAUCACCACUUGCUUGGCAAAAACACGUCUGGAUUUCUGGCCUGAUUCUUCAUAGGUGUUUUUUUUUUUUUUACUAAGAGAGACUUGACAUUGUAAGUGUGUACCAUAACUGUGAGUGUUGUUGCCAUUAUCACCUAUUUUGAGCAUUUUAGAAUAAACUACUGUCACUGAAUUUCAGUUGUAUAGAUGUAUUAAGGAAUAUGUUUGUUGUACAAGCUCAAGCUGUAUAUUUAUCUCUUGAAACUGCCAUUUUCAAAUUAAAAAUCACAAACAGA
This is a messenger RNA of Danio rerio (zebrafish), 7676 nucleotides long. Lineage: Eukaryota; Metazoa; Chordata; Actinopteri; Cypriniformes; Danionidae. The record is from RefSeq and is a predicted model, not a curated record.